AUGGAAGCUAAGCAAAACAAAUCCUUAGAUAAACAGACAGUGGCGAAUACAACAAGGACGGGUCCAGAAAGUUUCCAAGGAGCGGCAAAUCAAGAAUAUGAGUUUGUAGAUGUAUCAAAGAAGCAGACGAGUAAAUCAUCUUUCACGAGAAAGAUUAAAGUGCUAAUAAUAUCCUAUUUUGAUUACGGAUUACCCCAAAUAGGAGACAUUCUAACUCGUCAUGGUGACGUGUUUUACUUGAACGAGCCUCUUUAUCCCUUCGACUCUGCGUCGCUUAAAGAUGGGGAAGAGCCCAUUUCUCGAAGAUAUAUUGCUGAAGCUAUGGAUUACCUAACAGAGCUAUUUGACUGCAAAAUAUUUGACUCUAAAUUUGGAUAUUCGGAUGACAUAUUGAAGAGAACGACAAGGCAUGCUUAUUCUGCGUGCAAUAAAAACCAAAGAAAUGUCACGGAUUGUGUUGAAGCUUUUUGUAUGUCGAAGAAGAUAGUAAUGUCGAAGAUUAUUCGAGUUUACCUUCAAGAUUUGCAAAGUUUUAUUAUGAGAAAUAGAGGAAAAGUUAAGGUUCUAAUUAUCCAAAGGGAUCCGCGUAUUAAUCUUCACCAGCAUAACAAAAAGUUCCAUCCAGGCUGGACGACUGCUUCAGACAUGUUCUUCCAGGGCAGGGGUUUAUGCUCCAGAAUGCUCCAUGAUGUGCAGACUGCUAAACGUUUAGAAGGAAGUGGAAAUAGCAAUUUCUAUAGAGUUGUCCUCUACGAGCAUUUUCUUAAAAGCCCAGAGGUGAUGAUUAAGAAUAUAUUGUCGUUCAUAGGCGUGGAAGAGGGUUCAGAGAAGGUAAAGAAGAUGCUUCGAAAUUCCAACGCGCAGAAAGAUAUUCGAAAAGCAAAACUCAGCAAGUGGGACUCCAUUCCUGAUGAUGAUGCUGCUUUAAGUGUGGACAAAGCUUGUGCGUUUUUCUAUAAGAACUCUUUGUAUAAUCCCAUGAAGCUGUCCAUGGGUUUCGUACAACGGUAUAACUUGUGCCAAUAUUGUGAUUAA
Molecule: messenger RNA, 1035 nt
Organism: Uloborus diversus
Lineage: Eukaryota; Metazoa; Arthropoda; Arachnida; Araneae; Uloboridae
Product: carbohydrate sulfotransferase 1-like
Biological process (GO): N-acetylglucosamine metabolic process; sulfur compound metabolic process
Molecular function (GO): N-acetylglucosamine 6-O-sulfotransferase activity
Source: RefSeq, a predicted model, not a curated record